UAAUACAUAACAUAAUUGAGUUAGGAGAAGCUUGAGGAGGCACAUGGCUCUGGUUCAGAUUCAAGAGACCCCCCUAUGGAAGAAGCUCUUGAGUUAUGUAGGACCGGGUUUUCUGGUCUCUGUCGCUUAUCUAGAUCCUGGAAACUUGGAGACAGAUUUACAAGCUGGUGCUAACCACAAAUACGAGCUGUUGUGGAUCGUGCUUGUUGGGCUGAUCUUCGCCUUCAUCAUACAGUCCCGUUCAGCAAAUCUAGGAGUGGCUACAGGGAAGCAUCUCUCGGAGCACUGCAGGAUGGAGUACCCGAAGCCGGUGAAUUAUUGCCUUUGGAUACUUGCUGAGGUCGCAGUCAUCGCAGCUGACAUCCCAGAAGUGAUAGGAACGGCAUUUGCUAUCAACAUACUCUUCCACGUACCCAUAUGGGGCGGUGUUCUUCUGGCUGGUUUGAGUACCCUUCUCCUCCUUGGACUACAGAGAUAUGGUAUAAGGAAGCUGGAGGUGGCGAUCGGGGGAUUGGUAUUAGUAGUGGGCGGCUGCUUCUGCAGUGUGAUGGUACAUGCCAGACCUAGUGCAAAGGACGUUGUCACCGGAAUGUUCGUCCCUAAAUUGAAUGGUGAUGGAGCCACCAGAGAUGCCAUCGCUCUUUUAGGAGCUCUCAUCAUGCCGCACAAUCUAUUUCUUCAUUCAGCACUGGUCACCUCAAGGAAAAUCCCCCACUCCUUUCAUGCCAUCAGGAGUGCGAGCAAGUACUUCAUCAUUGAAAGCGGGCUAGCCCUUUUCAUCGCACUUCUUAUAAACGUGGCCGUUGUAUCUGUGAGCGGCAGCGUCUGCUCCAAUCCACAUGCUUCUUCACAAAACAAGGAUCAUUGCGAGGACAUCACUCUCGAGUCCGCAUCUUUCUUACUUAAUAAUGCUCUCGGAAACUGGAGUUCCAAGCUAUAUGCCGUGUCCUUGCUUGCAUCUGGUCAGAGUUCAACUGUUACUGGAACCUACGCUGGCCAGUAUAUUAUGCAGGGUUUUCUAGAUUUGAAAAUGAGGCUUUGGUUAAGAAAUUUGGUCACCCGGUGCAUAGCCAUUGCUCCAAGCUUAAUGGUCUGCAUCAUAGGUGGAUCUUCCGGAGCUGCAAGGCUGAUUAUCAUUGCUUCCAUGAUCUUAUCCUUCGAGCUACCAUUUGCACUGAUUCCUCUCCUCCGAUUCACAAGUAGUAAAGCUAAGAUGGGCGCUCAUAGAAGCUCCAUAAUGGUAACCUUACUCUCGUGGCUCUUGGGGUUUGGCUCAAUUGGUAUCAACAUAUACUUCUUAAGUUCAAGUUUAAUAGGAUGGAUGACAAAUAACGAUAUACCGAAGACAGGAUCAAUCCUUGCAGGAGUUGUGAUUUUUCCAGUAAUGAUGCUGUAUGCUGCAAUGUUGGUCUAUUUGACGACAAAAAGAGAAUCCUCUGAUUCUUCUACUAGGGGCCCCCAACAGUCGACAAACAAUACCCCUACAACUGACACCACUGGGCUUGAGGGAGGAACAAAUUUUAGUAGCACCCAGAGAGCCCAUGAGAUUGAAGUAGUAGAUAUUGCUUAUGCAUAAUAAUAGUUUUACCUCUUCUAUGUGAA
Vitis vinifera (wine grape) is the source of this 1602-nucleotide messenger RNA. Its product is annotated as metal transporter Nramp7.2. NCBI's taxonomy places the organism in Eukaryota, Viridiplantae, Streptophyta, Magnoliopsida, Vitales, Vitaceae. Gene Ontology annotation, biological process: metal ion transport. Gene Ontology annotation, cellular component: membrane. Gene Ontology annotation, molecular function: manganese ion transmembrane transporter activity; cadmium ion transmembrane transporter activity. The record is from RefSeq and is a predicted model, not a curated record. The transcript has 12 exons. The coding region runs from base 44 to 1576 and encodes 510 amino acids.